This is a messenger RNA of Rotaria socialis, 4356 nucleotides long. NCBI's taxonomy places the organism in Eukaryota, Metazoa, Rotifera, Eurotatoria, Philodinida, Philodinidae. The record is from the annotation of a GenBank genome assembly.
AUGAAUGCUCUUUGGUCGUGGGUGUCUGGUAGUAAGGUAGUCAUAUCUGAAACUGCCAGUCUUUGUGGACGUGUAUUUGAUUCAGACGCUGGUGGAAUGGCAUUUUUCGAUUCAGUUUUUAUAUAUUUACUUCAAUUCGAUGAGUUCAACCAGACACAUUAUAAAAAGUUUCCUAAUGAUGUGAAUCAUAUGUUACAAUGUACAAUCACUGAUCUAACACAUAAGAACCAUCAUGAUCGAUCACUAAAACGAUUAGACGCCUAUCUAUACAUGUACAGGCGAAUUCAAGAGUAUAACAAAUGGGCAGUUAUCGAUAACAAAUUACUGCAAGGCAUGAAAAAGAGCAUGCUUCAGUUAUUAGUCUUAGCAUUUAUAACAACACGAGGCCAACAACCGAACCUUCUUGUAAAAGAUAAAGACCAAUUAUUGACAAUGAAUAUUCCUCAACAUCUGUCAUCAAUUGUUACCAUCGAUAAGUUGAGUAUACAUCAUUUUUUUGCUCUUAGUAAACUAUCGAUGCAAGCUGUACGAUUCAUCAACGAUAACUAUUAUCGUCUUCAAUGGAUUGACAUAUUAUCCAAUGUGAAAACAAUUGAUAUCACUUUAAAGCAAUUUAUUGAAGUGUAUCUGAAUUAUCAGGAAGCAUUUAAAGAUUUUCCAUUCGAUACAUCAGUACUCAUUCAUCUUAUUCAACGAAUGCAUCCUUCAAAGCAAGUGCAAGAAUCACCAUUUAGAACCUUUCUACAAUUGAAUAAAUCGCUAAAUCUUGACGGAAUACUAUUUCUGAAGCGAUUUCACUCGAUAUUUAGUGUUCAUAUUAAGAAUAAUUGGUAUAGAAUGGAAGAUAUUGCUGAAUUAUUCACGUGUUUUCAAUCAGACGAUCAGCUGUUUGAUCAGUAUUUUUCUCAUUAUUCAUCAACUGCAAGCACAGAUGAUAUUUGGAAUAUGUUUUUAUAUUUAUAUAAAACUGGUGCUAUCAAUAAUGUUAUUCUGAAGCAUCUAAUUCCAAUAUUGAACGAAAGAAUUUUAUCAACUAGUAUCGUAAACUUUCAACGAUACGCAAGAUUAGCCAAAAAUUGUUUAGGAGAAAUUAAACUUGCAUUUCAAACACAUUUUAUCAAUUUAUUCGAGAAUAUCUUUGAUGUUUAUAUUAUCAAACAGAUUGAUAAUUCUAACUGUUGGUAUCAACUCUCUAAAACCGAAUGGACAGAUUUCUUACAAGUUGGUCUCGAAAUAUCAUCCACAGAUCUUUCUGGAAGACGUUCAUGCUUACUUCUUCUUCGCAAGAUUGUCUUUGAAGUUGAAAGUCUUAAGAAGCUCAACGCACAAAGACUGAAGGAUCUAUUUCGAAACUUGAAAGUUUUCGAUGAGACCAUAUGUCGAAAAUAUGAUCCAGAAAAAAUCAUAGAUGAUGAUUGGCUAAAAGAUUUUCUCAUCACUAAUUUACAAAUUUGGUUAAAAUUAGACCAAGAAACUUAUAAAUAUAUAUGUGAGAAUCACCAGAAUAACUCUUGGGCAGUCUAUAUUUGGUCGCGAAUUGUGCAUUUAAGUCUUUCAAAAAUGUUAAACAACAAUCAUAUUGAUAUUCUUACUACAAUUGAUGAUUGGAUGAAAACAGUAAAAUGUGAUAUUUAUAAUCCAACAGAUAUUUUCACAAUUAUUUUAAUGAAUCAAUUAUUUCAACUUAUAAUUGUAAAGUAUUCUAAAUCAAUUUUAUUCCUACCAAAUGUUGUUACAAUUAUGAAUUUCAUCAUAUCUAUGCGUGAAAAUACGUCUGAAAGAAUAGCCACUAUUGAAAUUAACAAAUUCAUCAGCAAUUGUUUAGAGACUAUUCAUGAAAUUUUUCAACUAAAAAGUAAAUGUUCACUAUAUCGUGACUUGUUGACGGAUUCAAUUAUUCGUUGUUUUAUUCCAUUGGCCGAUCUGCACAGUGUAUUUCGUACAGUUGACCGUCAACAAUACAGAUUUCCAUUGACACGAGCAAAUAUUGAUGAUAUUGUUGCUUUACAGAAACCUAACGACAUUGAUAUUACUAACAUUGCAUCUAAAGAAGAAUUUUUCUCAAGAUUUAUUCGACAAAUAAAUGAAUGGUCUGUUUGGUUUGAUCGAUUCGUUGAUAUUUUUCAACAUAUUAUCGACUGGUUAAAAGAUCAUAAUGUUAAUCGUUCGAGUCAAUUAUUGGUUGAUAUGUUAAAAAUUCGUGAUGAUCCUAAAAUGACUUUCAUAGAAAUGAGAAUGAUUAUUGAUGGGGCUUUAAAACUUUUACAUCCAUUUAAAGAUCUUCGACGCCUUUGCCAUUUAUUUAAUUGUUUAAUUUCAUUUCAAAUCCUCAAUCCAGGAAGCUUAAGUAUUCAAAACAAUACGCUUGGAUUUUUAACAGAAUUAAAACGUUUCCAACCCAACAAUACAUUUACUGUAGAAGCUAGAAUGUCUAAUGAAAAAAUUGUCUCUAUUAGUGAUCGGCAACAAACUCAAUGGUCAUUGGCAAGUGAAAAUUAUCCAUGUGAUAUAACUGUUGAAUAUAGAAUUCAUGGAGCAAAUCAUCAAUUUGACAAUCAACAUACUACGACUCCUCGUGUUAUUUGGUAUCGAAUUAAAUCAAUUGGCUUAUCUACUUGUCAUUUAUUUCAUGGUAUAUUCAAUAUGCAUUUUAAUAAAUAUUACAAAGAAAAUUCACAAAACAUUUCUGAAAUUGAUUUUAGUAAACUACUUGACACGGUAUUUAUUUUUAUAAAUAAACUUCUAACUGGCGAUAUAAGUUUACGAGAUAUGACAGAAUUACAAACUAUUUUCAAAGAUAAAAAUAUUAAUAUCCGAGAAGAAGUUAAAAAAUUAUUUAUCAAUCGUUCGAAUGAGCAAAACAAUAUGCCGACUACUGUUACACAAGAUCCAAAUAUUCAACCAAAUGAAAAAGGUAUUGAGCAAGUUUGCGACUGGUUACAAAUCUAUCAAUAUUAUAGUCAUCUUAAUGUUAUUAUGGAAUGUAUUGAAAAAUUCGAUCUUCUACCAUUAGAUAAUGAAGAAGCAAAAAUUGGCCAUUUGAAACGUUUGAGUGGCAAUGAAAAUUGUUCAUUACGAGAAAUAACUCAAGCUUAUAGCAUUUUACAAGAAUGUUUUCAAAAUUUAACUCAUCAACAUUUACAAUUAAUUAAAACAGCAGUCGAGUGUUUUAAUGUUAUUGAAAUGAUGAAGAAAUCUGAUCUUUAUUCUACUAAUGGGCAACGUCGUUUUCAAGAAUUACGAGAUAAUUUAACAACACAAUUUCAAUUACAAGACUUUAAUAAUAUGAUACUUAACUCAUGGAUUAUGACGUAUUCGUUGAUCGAACCAUUUACUUUUAAAGCUAAAAGUUUCGAUGAUUUUAUACUUCGCAUUGGCCAAAUAUCGAAUUUAGAAGAAAGUUCAUUGAAUCAUAUCAAAGUAAUUAAUGAUAAUAUCCAAAUUGUGACAAUGUGGUUAUCGGCCGAAGAAACAACCGUAUUAGACAAUGCUUUGAUUACUAUGGAGCAUUUGUAUAAAAGUGGAAGUUUUCGUGUUUAUCUACGGCAUUUAACAAGAAAGCCAUCACAUUAUGAAGUUGGUUAUGUGAUUGAGCGUAUUCAAAGUAGAGUAAAAAAAGCUCCAGGCAACGAUGAUCAACAAGAAGUGAACGAUGAAAUAAUUCAAGCAAAGCAAAUUCAAUUUUUAUUAUCAAUGCCAGAUAUUGAUGAUCAUAAACGACAAUUAACAUUUUGUAAUGUUGAUGUUCAACAAAAUUUAAUCUAUAAGAAAGCUUUAAUUAAUGGACAACUGAAAUUAUUACAAACAGUUGACAAUAUCUAUCAUAUAUUAUCUAAAUUAGAAUUAGCUGGCCAUCCUGAUUAUCAAUUACGAGAUGAAUCCUAUGAUAUACGUCUUCAACAAAUUCAAACUGGUUCAAUGUUAAACGAUUUACGAAGUCAUCAAAAUGCUCGAUUAGAUAAUGCCAUUCAAGUUCGAAUUCAAAAUUUAGAUUCCAUAUACAAUACUUUGAAAGCUACACACGAUAGAUGGAUACAAAAUUUGGAAAAAUAUCGUCAAGAUUGUCCACUAUUGAAAUUAUUUUCGAAUCGUGAAAUAAUGAUACUAAUUAUUCUACUACAAACAUCGAAUUCGCCGAAUUCUACACGAAAUCGUCUAUUGAAAAAUUUAUUUUCAUUUAAAGAUUUAAAUAAUCAAAAUGACGAAGAAGACAAACUAGCUGUUCAUUGUCUUCAACACUAUCUUUAUUCAUUAAGAAUUUCAGAAGAAAAUUUAGCAAUGAAUUGUCUUACUCAAUUUUAUCAAACAUAUCGUAUUGAAGCUCGUUCGAACAGUGAUAUAUGUUUAAAAAAAUGA